This is a messenger RNA of Cyprinodon tularosa, 3379 nucleotides long. It is a transcript of the gene phc2b, whose product is annotated as polyhomeotic homolog 2b (Drosophila). Gene Ontology annotation, cellular component: PRC1 complex; nucleus. Lineage: Eukaryota; Metazoa; Chordata; Actinopteri; Cyprinodontiformes; Cyprinodontidae. Bases 187 to 2967 code for a protein of 926 amino acids. The transcript is spliced from 16 exons. Gene Ontology annotation, molecular function: zinc ion binding; protein binding. The record is from RefSeq and is a predicted model, not a curated record.
UGUUGGGCUCAUCGAGCUGCCGUCCAAACAUUCAGGUAGAAUAUCUGGAGGAAGAGCAGGGAACCGAGAGCUGCAGGAAGGCGGUAGGCUUCAGUUUACUUAAAAACGUCAGCCAACCAGCCUGCCACACAGCGAGACAGACAAAGAGGAGCAGCAUCCUGCAAGAGGACCGCACGCUCCCGGGGGAUGGGGCACCAUACCCCUGCAUCGCGUUGGGGGUGUCGGAGGAGGCACAGGAGAGCCAUUCAGAGGAGUCGAGGGUCAAAGGUGAGAAGAGCAGAGGGCACCAUGGAGAGUGAACCCGGGGCCCCUGCCUCUACGGCUGGUGGUACUGGGACUGUUUCCACUACCAGCAGCUCCUCCACCACCACCCCCACCCCAACCAGCAGCUCCUCUAGUGCCACGGCUGUUAGCACUACUUCUAACACUACAACCACUGCCUCUACCACAUCAGGCAGCAGCAACACCAGUGUUAGUAACAGCAGUAGCAGUGCUACAAGCAGUGCUACCAGUAGCAGCGGUUCAGCAGGAAGACAGGCCGUGUCGCAGAUAUCCAUCUAUAGUGGCAUACCUGACCGACAGACUGUACAGGUUUUUCAGCAGGCGUUACACAGACAGCCCAACACAGCAGCACAGUACCUGCAGCAGAUGUACGCUGCCCAGCAGCAGCAUCUGAUGCUGCAAACUGCGGCCCUCCAGCAGCACAGCCUGAGCACCGCCCAGCUGCAGAGCUUAGCGGCCGUACAGCAGGUCAGCAAACCAGCCUCUCCGGCCAGUAUUGCAGCUGGCAGGCAGAGCUCCACACAGAAUGGCACUUCAUCACAGCAAACUGGCUCUACUCAAGCUACAAUAAACCUGACCACAUCCCCAGCAGCAGCACAGUUGAUUAGUCGGGCCCAGAACAUAAGCUCCACCCCCACCAGUAUCUCCCAGCAAGCUGUUCUGCUCGGCAGCCAGUCCGGAGCCACUCUCACGCCCAGCCAGGCCCAGAUGUACCUACGGCAGCAGAUGGCUCAGCAGAGUAACCUGGUGCAGGUGGCCAGGAGUCUGGGCCGGGCCGUUCCUCUGCCCCAGCAGCUCAUCUUCACCCCAGCUGCCACAGUGACGGCUGUCCAGUCUGAGAGUGCCACACAAGCCUCCUCACAGAACCAGGUUCAGAAUUUGGCUAUUCGUGGCCAGCAGGGGGCGACCACAUCCUCCUCUCAGACUCAGACCCUUCCUCUCAGCCUGAAGCAGAGCCCAGUACCCAUUCAACCAGCUUCACUUGUGAAGAAUCCCAGCCAAGGGACCCAGACCUCCUUAGCUGGGAAGUCCAGUCCCUCUGAGAUUCCCUUAGAUGGAGGAAAGAAAGGAGACGGUCCCGCCGUCUCAGAAGUUCGAGCCAUAAAUAUGAGCCGCAGCAUCACAGCUGUGAAUGCUCAGCCUCUUAUCGCACCUGCUUACACCCAGAUUCAGGCUCAUCCUCUGGUUCAGCAGCACAAACAGCAGCAGCAGUUCGUAGUCCAGCAGAGCCAAGGUUCCCAAAGGACAACAGGCCAGCUGCUGCAGACUUCCUCCAUUCAGGCAUCACAGGCCCCUGUGCCUGUUCUACCCAAGCCUGCGCCUCAGCAGCCCUCCACUCCCAGCCAGCAGGCCACCAUCUUCCACUCCACCCUCAGCCCUCAUGCUCUUCACUCCUCACUUAACCAAGCCAAGGCUCAGCCAGUCCAACUCACAGCGAUCAACCUGCAAAUACAGCCAACGACCCCACGACCUGUUCAGGACAUUAAAGAUAAGCCAACCUCGUUAGUAGUUAGAGAGACGUGUCAGACACCAUCGAAUCAGCAGCAGCAGCAGCAGCAGCAAAGACCUGCAUCUUCUCCAUCACAGCCCUUCAAGCCUGCAGAGCAGCCAAAGGUUAACGCUGCCACCCCACCUGUUCCAGCACAAGAAGGCGGCUCAGCCAAGAGGCCAAGUGUAACGCAUGGGACCCCACCUCCAGCUAUGACCUCUGGAAAUGAGAGCGAAGCGCCCACCGUAACGGGCAGCGCGCCGCAAAAUGGAGAGAACAAACUGCCCCAGGCCAUCGUCAAACCCCAGGUCCUCACACAUGUCAUCGAAGGCUUCGUCAUCCAGGAGGGAGCGGAGCCAUUUCCUGUGUGUGUGGAGCGUCUGCCGAUUCUCAUCGAUAGCCCAAAGAAACUGGAUCAUCAGCUGUCCUCAGACCCAGACAAAACUCCCCUCAGCAAUGCAGCGAACAGCGACUCCGAGCCUGAGGACAUGAACCAACCAGAAAAAGAAGAACCCAAGCUGACCUGUGAGUACUGCGGCUGCGUGGACUUUGCGUACACCUUCAAGGGAUCGAAGAGGUUCUGCUCUGUGGUUUGUGCAAAAAGGUACAACGUGGGCUGUACAAAACGGGUUGGACUUUUUCGUCCUGAGAAGAAUAAAUCAAGUCGGUGGCGUAAAAGGUCUCAUGGACGUUCCAGUAUAGAAGCAAAGAAGCAGAAAAUGUCCCUGUCACCUCAGCAGCCUCAGGGAGGCUCUAUAUCCUCGCCACAUGCCUCUCAGCCCAGUCAGGAGGAGUCCAGCCCGUGUUCAGACAUGUCCAGCUAUGAAGAGCCACCAUCUCCCAUGUCAGCAGCCAGCUCAGGACCCCGCGCUCCCGCUCCGACCUCAGCCCAGGUCCCCGUCCAUCGACAAGCAAGCAAGUCCUCAGAGCAAGAGAGCUGUGGCGCAAGAGAUGUACCCUCAAUCGGCGAUCGCUUCAUGCCCAAUGACCCCACCAAGUGGAACGUAGAAGAGGUUUAUGAGUUCAUCUGUUCUCUCCCAGGUUGUCAAGAGAUUGCUGACGAGUUUCGCUCUCAGGAGAUCGACGGACAGGCAUUGCUCCUGUUGAAAGAGGACCACCUAAUGAGCACUAUGAACAUUAAACUGGGACCUGCACUUAAGAUAUUUGCACGCAUCAACAUGCUCAAAGACUCAUAGCAAGUGUUGUGUGUGAGUUGAGGUGACGGCACUAGCAGCACUGAUUGCUCAGUAACUCGGACUUCUCAGCACUACUGGACCACUUCCUCUAUCAACACAAAUGAACUCAUCCUGCUUCUAUUUCACCAGCCUGUAGUAAUCGGAGUCAUUUUGUCAUAUUUCUGCAGGCGUGGAUUUAAAAAAAAGAGCCUUACAGGGUCAUUUAGUGCUUAGAUUUGAAAAGUUGUGGUUAAGGUCAAAUCACGCAACUUCAAAAACAAACUAAAAAUGCCUAGCAUUUCUAAUGUACUGUCAGGAAGCUAAAAAGUGCUGGUUAAUCUGUACGAGUAAGAAAACCCACCUGAUCAGUGUUACGUUACCACCAUUAGCUAUACUUUAUUCAGUAAACCAGGAUUUUGCUCCACAACACCAA